Arachis ipaensis is the source of this 895-nucleotide messenger RNA. RefSeq lists its product as uncharacterized. NCBI's taxonomy places the organism in Eukaryota, Viridiplantae, Streptophyta, Magnoliopsida, Fabales, Fabaceae. The record is from RefSeq and is a predicted model, not a curated record.
ACAUUCACAUUUUAGUGCUACCAAAUUCACAAAACAAAUUCUCCACAGCUUCUCCUCAAAGAUUUGAAGCACUCCUAAAAAGAAAAAACCAAACAAACAAACAAACAAACAACACCCAUAAUUUUGAAACCAUGUCUUUCUCAAAGAAAUUGCCUUUGGUUCUCUUGUUUUCUUCCCUUUUCAUCCAUGCAUCUUUAGGUGAGUUGGUAUGUGAGGACUUGCCAAAGGACUUGUGUGCAUUCUCAAUAGCCUCCUCAGGGAAGAGGUGCUUAUUAGAGACGGAGAGAGCGGCGGACGGCGGCGUGGAGUACCAAUGCCGGACGUCAGAAGCCGUGGUGGAGAGGAUGUCGGAGUACAUCGAGACGGACCAAUGUGUGGCCGAUUGUGGGGUUGAUAGGAGCUCAGUUGGGAUCUCAUCUGAUGCUUUUUUUGAGCCACAAUUCUCCGGCAAGCUUUGCUCCCCAGCAUGUUACAAGAAUUGCCCUAACAUUGUUGACCUUUUCUUCAACUUGGCUGCUGGAGAGGGAGUGUAUUUGCCAGAGCUAUGUGAGAAGCACAAGACAAAUCCUCACCGUGCCAUGGUUGAGCUAAUGAGCUCAGGAGUUGCAGCCCCAGGACCUGUUUCUAAUAAUCUCUCUGAAGAUAUUUCAUCAGCAUCUGCCCCUUCUCCACAGUAAUCAUCAUCAUUCUUUUUCACUCUUUUGAUGGUGCAAAUUUUAAUGGGUUGGGUUUGGAUUUAAAUGUUGGUGUUGAUAUAGAAUUUAGCAUUAUGUAACUAGUUAUAUAUUUGUUAUCUAAAUUUAUCAAAUUUUGGAAAUAUUGUUGGUGGUCUUCUUUUUGAGAGAGAUGAUAUGAACUUCGAUACAAUAAAAAAAAAGUGCUAUUCUUGGUACUA